CUCUCCGCCAGUGGGAGAACGUGAACUUGUGCCUGUGCUGCCGCCCCCAGAACCCACUCAUCGCCCUUGCAGCCCCCGUAGGGAGGCAGAAGCAGGCGAGAGGGAAGGACAGUCAGUGGGUUUUUUAAGUUGGUUUUAGUGAUGUGAGGACUGGCAAUAGAGGGGAUGAUCAUCAUGAUAUAUUUUCUUUAAAAGAUGAAUUGUCCAAAAGCAUGUUUCCAUUAAUAAUAAUAACAAUAAUAAUAAUAAUAACAACAGUCAAUGGGUUUUUGAAGUUGGUUUUUGUGUUUUAACCUUCCCUGGUGUUUUGCCUUGUGCAGCAGAGUGAUGUGAAAAUGGAGGAACAGGGACCAAAGAGGAAAAGACUGGAGUCCAAAGGAAAAGAAUCUGCUGCGGACCAACUUGGGACCAUCAGGGAUCUUCUGCCUUGGGCAGAUUUACGUCAAAUAAAGCAGGAGCCAGAGGAGGGGCGGCCGCAGCAGUACUGGGAUGCCCAGUGGCAGGAUUUCCUGAAGACGAUGCAGCCCCCUCGUUCCGGGUGGGAAACCCCACAGGCUCCCAGUCCUCCCCUCUCCGGAGAUGGUGUCCUCCCGGCCUCCUUCAGGGGAGCUGCGGAUGCCAGUCGGUGGCCCAGUGGGAGAGCAGGGGGGACAGACCAGACCCUGCCAGACCUGAGUGGGGAGGCACACGAGGAAGGAGGGGAGCAGAUUUCCUCUGUGAAAGUGAAGGAGGAGAUCCUGGACGAGGAGGAGGAAGACACCAACAUGAGGUCGGAGAUGGAGCGGCAGAGCUUCCGGCGGUUCUGCUACCAGGAGGCCAAGGGGCCCCGAGAGGCCUGGCUUCGGCUCCAGGAACUUUGCUCCCGGUGGCUGAAGCCAGAGAGGCGCACCAAGGAAGAGAUCGUGGAGCUGCUGGUCCUGGAGCAGUUCCUGACCAUCCUGCCUGCGGAAAUGCAGAGCUGGGUCAAGGGAUGCAGGCCAGAGACCUGCACCCAGGCGGCGGCCCUCGCUGAGGACUUCCUGCUGCAGCUGCAAGACACCGAGGGGCUUCCGGGAAAGGAAGCUGCAACUUGCUCUGGAUUCUGCGCUCCUCAGGAAGCUGAACCUGCAAACCUAGCUGAGACUGAACCUGCAACCCUGGCCAGGAUGGAAGGAGGAAGAUGGACGGUUGACCGGCAGUUUAGGGACAAAGACUCCCAAACAGUUGAGGAAGAUGAAAGUCAGAAUUCUGUGGAGCCACCUGUGAAUUCAUUGGGAAGAACAAAGAAACAGCUUAAAUGUAUGGAGUGUGGGAUGUGCUUUUAUCACAGUGGAAGUCUGAGGAGACAUCAACAAGCUCACAAAGGAGAGAAACUAUUUGAAUGUAUGGAGUGUGAAAAGAACUUCAACCGGAAGGAUAAACUUACAGUACAUUGGCGAACUCACACGGGGGAGAAACCAUUUAAAUGUAUUGAAUGUGGAAAGAGCUUCAGUCGAAGUUGGACACUUAAAAGUCAUCAGCGAAGUCAUACAGGGGAGAAACCAUUUAAAUGUAUUGAAUGUGGAAAGAGCUUCGGUCGAAGUGGAGAACUUAGAAUGCAUCAACGAACUCACACAGGGGAGAAACCAUUUAAAUGUAUUGAAUGUGGAAAGAGCUUCAGUGAAAGUGGAAAACUUAGAAUACAUCAACGAACUCACACAGGGGAGAAACCAUUUAAAUGUAUGGAGUGUGGAAAGAGCUUCAGUAAGAAUGAAGCACUUAGAAUACAUCAUCGAACUCACACGGGAGAGAAACCAUUUAAAUGUAUUGAAUGUGGAAAGAGCUUCAGUCGAAGUUGGGCACAUAAAAGUCAUCAGCGAAGUCAUACAGGGGAGAAACCAUUUAAAUGUAUUGAAUGUGGAAAGAGCUUCGGUCGAAGUGGAGAACUUAGAAUACAUCAACGAACUCACACAGGGGAGAAACCAUUUAAAUGUAUUGAAUGUGGAAAGAGCUUCAGUGAAAGUGGAAAACUUAGAAUACAUCAACGAACUCACACAGGGGAGAAACCAUUUAAAUGUAUGGAGUGUGGAAAGAGCUUCAGUAAGAAUGAAGCACUUAGAAUACAUCAUCGAACUCACACGGGAGAGAAACCAUUUAAAUGUAUUGAAUGUGGAAAGAGCUUCAUUCAACGUGGAGACCUUAUAAUACAUCAACGAACUCACACAGGGGAGAAACCAUUUGAAUGUUUUGAGUGUGGAAAGAGCUUCAGUGUUAGUGGAAAACUUAGAAGACACCAACAAGCUCACACAGGGGAGAAACCAUUUAAGUGUAUUGAAUGUGGAAAGAGCUACAGUCAAAGUGGAGCACUUAGAAUACAUCAACGAAUUCACACGGGGGAGAAACGAUUUGAAUGUAUUGAAUGUGGAAAGAGCUUCAGUCGAAGUGAGACACUUAAAUGUCAUCAGCGAACUCACACAGGGGAGAAACCAUUUAAGUGUAUUGAAUGUGGAAAGAGCUACAGUCAAAGUGGAGAACUUAGAAUACAUCAACGAACUCACACAGAGGAGGAACCAUUUAAAUGUAUUGAAUGUGGAAAGAGCUUCAGUCGAAGUGAGACACUUAAAUGUCAUCAGCGAACUCACACAGGGGAGAAACCAUUUAAAUGUAUUGAAUGUGGAAAGAGCUACAGUCAAAAUGGAGCACUUAGAAUACAUCAACGAAUUCAUAUGGGGGAGAAACAAUUUGAAUGUAUUGAAUGUGGAAAGAGCUUCAGUCGAAGUGAGACACUUAAAUGUCAUCAGCGAACUCACACAGGGGAGAAGCCAUUUAAAUGUAUUGAAUGUGGAAAGAGCUUCAGUCGAAGUAGAGAACUUAGAAUACAUCAACGAACUCACACAGGGGAGGAGCCAUGUAAAUGUAUUGAAUGUGGAAAGAGCUUCAGUCGAAGUGAGACACUUAAAUGUCAUCAGCGAACUCACACAGGGGAGAAACCAUUUAAAUGUAUUGAAUGUGGAAAGAGCUUCGGUCGAAGUGGAGAACUUAGAAUACAUCAACGAACUCACACAGAGGAGGAACCAUUUAAAUGUAUUGAAUGUGGAAAGAGCUUCAGUCGAAGUGAGACACUUAAAUGUCAUCAACGAACUCACACAGGAGAGAAACCAUUUAAAUGUAUGCAGUGUGGAAAGAGCUUCCGUGAAAGUAAAACACUUAGAAUACAUCAUCGAACUCACACAGGGGAGAAACAUCAGCUAACUCACACACGAUGAAAAGUACAGAUGUAUUGAAUGUGGAAAGGGCUUCAGAGGGAGUGGAGACCUUAAUAUUCAUUAGCAAAUUCACACGGGGGAAACGAUGUAAAUGUAUGAAGUUUUCCACUCAGGGUUCACUACUUACAUCAAGAAACUCAUAAGGUGGAAAUCAGUUGUAAAUGCAUGGAAUGAUGUUUUAGUGUUUGUACUUAAAUUUGUAUACACAUAUAUAUGUAUUAAAGUAAUGAAGGUCACAUGUACUAAAUGUACAAAGUAAGUGGCAACUUUUUGCUAGAUAAACAGGGAGAGAGUGUGAAUCUGGAA
Molecule: messenger RNA, 3530 nt
Organism: Podarcis raffonei (Aeolian wall lizard)
Lineage: Eukaryota; Metazoa; Chordata; Lepidosauria; Squamata; Lacertidae
Product: oocyte zinc finger protein XlCOF6-like
Exons: 4
Coding region: 336-3224 (962 amino acids)
Biological process (GO): regulation of immune system process; regulation of cytokine production; negative regulation of transcription by RNA polymerase II
Molecular function (GO): DNA-binding transcription factor activity, RNA polymerase II-specific; RNA polymerase II cis-regulatory region sequence-specific DNA binding
Source: RefSeq, a predicted model, not a curated record